AGAUCACGUGUGCACACCCGAACUUUGUAUUGGUUCCUAAACUUAUGACGUUUAUUGAAAAAAAUGCACAUGCCAUGAAACAACCUUUUGGAACUCCCGGGUAUAUUCAACGUUCAUCACAUGUUCUGAAAUUGUGACUCAAGACGGAGAUAGAUACUGCAAUGUCUGAAGAACAUACCAAGCUGCCAAGCUCCGAGCGCAAAACACGGACGCGACGACAAACCCGGUCUCAAUCCCAACCUCAAACCCAACCUCAAACAGACUCUCAGCCUCAAACCAGGUCCCAAACCCAGUCCCAACCCCAAACCCAGUCCCAAACCCAGUCUCAACCCCAAACCCAGUCUCAAUCCCAAACCCAGUCCCAAAGCCAGAGUAGUUCGAGUUCGUCAUCCGUUCCUGCCAGCCAGUCCUCAUCCACAUCAGGCACCGUGAGCUCCGUGGACACCAUCCCGGUCCAAGACCUGUCUCCCAUCCGUGAGGAGCCUGAGCCCCGCCCCUGGGGCCGCCUGCUGCCCCUGCAUAAGCGCUUCAGAGUCCUCAACUGCAUCGAGGAACAGUACUGGUUCGGUCGUGACUCCAAAUGCGAUUACUGUUUUGAGGAUGGCCUGCACAAGAACUCCUCCAGGUUCCAAACCUACAGCAAAAAACACUUCAGGAUAUUUAAAGAGGAUGAUGUCGUCUAUUGUGAGGACCAUAGUGGCAACGGCACAUACGUAGACGGUCAGCUCAUUGGGAAAGGGAAAAAGCUUCCCUUAGCUAACAAUGCUGAGUUGGCUUUGACUGACAGUCGCAAUAAAGCGUUCAUGUUCAUCGACCUGAUGGCUGAUGAACAGUCCAACCUGCCCAAGGAGUUUAGAGACAAGUACAUAAUCACCAGAAAUAUUGGGAAGGGUGUGUGUGGGGAGGUGAAGCUGGCCUUUGAAAGAGCCACCUGUAAAAAAGUGGCCGUCAAGACCAUCAAGAAGAAUGACUUCCCAUCUGUUGGGAUGGCCACGAGAAACGCUGAGAGAGAGAUUGAGAUCCUCAAGAGGAUCGACCAUCCCUGCCUGAUUAGGACAGAGGACUUCUAUCAGACCGAUGAUUCCUACUACAUCGUUCUGGAGCUGAUGGAAGGAGGAGAACUGUUCAACAGGGUCAAGGCCAAGCAGCAAAUACCAGAGCCCAUCACCAAGCUGUAUUUUUACCAAAUGUUAAAGGCCGUUGAGUACCUACACAACAACGGCAUAAUUCAUCGAGACCUAAAGCCUGAGAACAUUCUUCUGUCCUCCCACGAAGAUGAGUGUUUGAUAAAGGUGACAGACUUCAACCAGUCAAAGAUCUUGGAGGAGGAGUCUCUGAUGCGGACGCUCUGUGGAACGGCUACGUACCUGGCGCCCGAGGUGUUUACGGACGCUGCUACCGUGGGUUACAGCCGGGCCGUGGACGCCUGGAGUCUGGGGGUCCUGCUGUUUGUGUGUCUAGGUGGCUACCCUCCUUUCCACACUGACUGGUCCAAUUUAUCGGUCCCUGACCAGAUCACUCGAGGCAUCUUCACUUUCAUCCCGUCCAAAUGGAACAAAAUAUCAGCGCCCGCCAGGGACCUUGUCAAGAAGUUGCUGGUUGUGAACCCCACCCAGCGCCUCUCCAUAGAGGAAGCCCUGAAGCAUCCCUGGCUGGAGGACCCCAACAUGAGAGACAAGGCCCACAGCAUCAUGUACCCCAACGCUACGGCGCUCGCUGCAGGAGACUCCGAUGACCCCGACACGUGGUCGGAUGGUGCGGGCGGACCGUCCGACAGAGCCGCCGCGCAGUCCGACAUUGCCGCGACGUCCACCUGCAGCACCGCCAGCACCAUCUCAGGCACCAGGAAGAGACCGAGAGAGGACACCGAGGACGACCAACCGCCCGACAAACGGCAGGGCCCGUUCACAGCCACCUGAUCCGUUUCCACGGUUACUGAUCUGAAAAAUCACUGGCAUGCCUUGAUCGGUUCAUUCCUCUGUAAUUCCUUAUAAUCCCCCUGAUCUCAUUUGUCUCCAAUCACUGUUGAAAUUUCUCCUACUCAUCCACAUGCACAUUGUUAACGUACGUGUCUCAAUGUGGUGUGUGUGUGUGUAUAUAUAUAUUUUUGUACUACAGGUAAAUAAAACCAAUUUUAUUUAGGCGA
Messenger RNA from Osmerus eperlanus (European smelt), 2146 nucleotides. RefSeq names its product checkpoint kinase 2 (gene chek2). The transcript has 15 exons. The record is from RefSeq and is a predicted model, not a curated record. Gene Ontology annotation, cellular component: cytoplasm; nucleus. The coding region runs from base 162 to 1919 and encodes 585 amino acids. Lineage: Eukaryota; Metazoa; Chordata; Actinopteri; Osmeriformes; Osmeridae. Gene Ontology annotation, biological process: protein phosphorylation; mitotic DNA damage checkpoint signaling. Gene Ontology annotation, molecular function: protein binding; protein serine/threonine kinase activity; ATP binding.